This is a messenger RNA of Miscanthus lutarioriparius, 930 nucleotides long. The record is from the annotation of a GenBank genome assembly. Lineage: Eukaryota; Viridiplantae; Streptophyta; Magnoliopsida; Poales; Poaceae.
AUGCCCGCGCUGCUGAGGCUCGCCGCGCUGCCGCCGCCGCCGGCGGCCCCGUCCGCACGCCGCAGGACGAAACCAUUGCAUGCUAUUUUGUUCUUCAGUGUGAACUCAUUUAAUAAGGGAAUGGAACAAUCUGGCGAUCCUCUUUUCAUCGAUCCAUAUGCUGCCGUUCUUCUUUCACAUGAUGUGGCACAUCAUGAUAUGGGUUAUCUAGAUUCACAUGGAAUGCCUUGGCAAGAUCAUUAUAGGCUCACAACCAGAUAUAUUGAUGACAAAUUACAGAAUUUGAUCAAUAAUUCAGAAGAUAUUAGACAGAUUGUUCUGUUGACAGAUGGAAUGGACACUCGUCCGUACAGGCUGAACUGGCCAAGGUUGUCUGUUAUAUAUGAUGUGUCACCAGGAAAAGUAAUCACUGCAGCAACUAAGCAGCUCAGAGGAACUGGAGCGAAAGUGUCGCGAAAUUGUGUCUUGCUUCAUACUUCUUUGGAAUCCCAUGAUUUACAAGCGGGGUUGAGCAAAAAUGGUUUCAAUGGGAAUAGGCUCAGCUUGUGGGUACUGCAGGGUUUACCUCUGACCACAACCACAAGUUUGGAAAAUCUCUUGCUUGUCAUAAGCAAUUUAGCAAUGAAAGGAAGUAUCUUCAUAGGAGACCUGCCCCAUUUUCCAGACUGUACAGCACCAAUGGACAUGGGUUUGGAACAGGAGAAUCUGGAAAAGCUUUUCUUUAAUCAGGGCUUUCGAGUCAGCUUUGUGCAAUAUGACAAUGUUGCAAAGGAUAUUGGCUUAGAUCUAGCUACUCCAUGGGAACAAUGUGGCAGAAUGCUUUUUGUUGCAGAACAGCUGCGGUUUUCAGAUGGACAGAUGGAGAGCUUCCAGAUUCAAUUUGAAAGAAUAGAGGAGGACGCUGACGAAGAAGGAUUUGAGGAACUCUAG